GAGAAGGGAAUAUGCCUGCUAGGGGCUCAAAGCUGUGCCAGGGGAAAUUUAAAUUGGGUAGCAUUUCUUUAGAGAGGGGGUAGUCAAGCACUGGAAUAGGCUCCUUAGAGUGGUUGAUGCCCCAUCUCUGUCUGUGUUUAAGAGGCAUUCAGACAAUGCUCUUGAUAACAUGCUUUAACCUGAAAUGGUCAGGCAGUUGACUAGGUGAUUUUUUGUGUCUUACAACUGAAAUACUCUACUCUAAUGUGCUCAGGCACAGAGAGAGCAGGGCUCCCUCCUGGCAGAAGACACACGUUUUCUGCAGUGGCCUUGGUGUGCCUGAUAAUCAAACUAGCACCCAUAGGCUGGUGCAAGGAUCUGCUUGCUGGACAUCCCACCUGGCACCCACCCCUCUCUGGGGUGGAUGGGACAACGUGGGACAGUGCCUGAGCUGGUGCAGAAGCAGGGCUGUGACAAGGUCUGGAGGGAGGAGGAAGAUGCUUGAGGGAGAGAAAGAAAACUUUAGAUGGUCAAGUGUGUCUGCCCUAAAACAAAAGCAGAUGUUUUCCUCCAGAGGCUCCUGAGCCAGCUGGGAGGGUCUGAUGCUUCUCUGUCGAGCACUCCUCUGUGGUCUGAUGUCCUGCAUCCUGCACAAGUGCAAAUCUCCUGUUCCACACACACAGGGGAGAUGCAGGUCCAGGUGAACAUCCCAUCUCGCUGUAGAAGCCGUGGCGGCUGCUGCGGCAGAGGAGAUGCAAAUCCAGCAGCCAAGAGAUGGCGCAGAGGCACUGUCACUGCCAGGCGGGGCUGCUCCGGCUGCUGCUGCCUCUGCCUCUCCUCUCUGUUCGCAGGCACGGGGAAAGAAAGGGUCAGUGCUUUUGGGAAGGGCCGAGCAGCUUUGUGGCUGCGAGGGCUGCCCAGCCUGGUGCGCUCCGGCCCCUGGAAUGAUGGAGCAGCGCACACUCUACUUCUCCUCGCAUCCCAAAUGUUUGUGGGUGCUCCCAGCACGUGUGAUGGGGCCAGAAGAGUGGUUCUUGUCCCUUGGUCCUUGGUGGCUUUCUUACAGGAGUGGCGUUUGGGGACAGCAGACCGUGAUUUGGGUGGGUUGGUGACGACAGGGCACCGCUCUCCUCUGCCCUUCUCUCCCCCAGCCCCAGAGACGCUCGAUGUCUAUGUCCUAAACUUCCCUCUGCUCAUAAGCCAUGGCUGGGAAUGUCCAAACCAGCUUCCUCUCUGUGGAGGUGAGCCCUGUGCUGGCUCCACCUGCACCUUCAAGGGGCAAGGCAGGGGCUGUCACCCCUUUGUCACCCAAAGCGCCCACCCACCCUCUAGGCUCGCUUCAGCCACGCUGGAGUUGCUCCCUGAUGGAGCAAACCAGCCAGCUGCUCUUCAAACAGCACCACUGCCACCGACAGCAACAUUUAUGGAAAUGUGUAUAUUAUUUAAGGUGAAGCCAGGGUCAGUGUGUACCUCAGAGGAGAAUCUCAGCCAGAGCAUGAAAAGGCUUUCGUGUUGAUUUCUGAAAUAUUUUAGUGUCUUUUCCUUGAGAGAGGAUACUGUGUCUGAAUGUUCAAAAGUAGGCUUUAUAUUUGGGUAAAACCAACACAGGGUUUGUGACACCAGCUCGUUCUGCAUCCCCCAGGAAGCCACUGAGUUCAGGGGCUUCUGAUCUCUGGGGCCCUGCUUUGCUCUUUGGUAAGGGCUGACAUCAAUACUGACCUGGAAGUGCUGGGGAAGAAUGGUAGAGCAGGCAAAUCUCUGGACUUAGUCUAGCAGACCACAACAGGCAGUUAUAAAAUUCCAAAUGCUAGAACAUGGGAUUUAUGUAAGGAAAACUGCUCUGAGGCUGUUCCUUGGAUAUAAGUACUUGCUGGCUUGUAAAUGGGUUUUUGACAGUGGCUUGAUUUUAAUCGUGUUUGUGUGGCAGCAUCUGGAUGUACAUCUGCCUGGCAAAAAAUCACUGCUCUGAUUUUAGGCCUGAGCUUCACAUUUUGGAGGCCGUGGAUGCCUGUGGGAUGGAGGGAGAGAAAUGUGCGCUUGAUCAGUGCAAUGAGGAAGGAGUCAAAACACCGAGGCAGCUGUAUUUGCUGCAAAGAAAAGGGAUGGAGGCUGCAGAAAGCAAUCACUGUUAGGAGCAAGAGAGUGAUGGCAUCCAAUCAGGAGACAAGGAAAGAGUUCAUUUUGGAGCAGUAACUAGUGUUAGCUCCCCGUUAACAGUAAUAAUAACCAUAUCCUGGAGUGAUGGCUGAGUUCAUUUGGACCAGAUACAAUUAUUGCUUUGUGUGCAACAAGCACCCUCAAUUUGUUGUGCAAUAUUAAGCUGGAGUCAGCUCCCUAACAGGCUCUGGUUUUUAGAGGCUGGGCUGCUAACAAAGUGCCCUCUUGCUUUCACACACCAUCUCUCACCACACGUUCACACACAUCUAUAUUCUCUGAUAAAAUCAGGGUCUUUGCAGCUAAAUGCCAGGUAGUAUUUCUUUCAGAAAAAUCCCUGUUUUCCUGGCAGGAGCCUGAGAGUCCCUUGCUGUGGGCUCAGAAAAAAAGCAGCCUGCUUGUCCAGCCCCCAGAUCCCUGCUCCCUAGUUUGGGACUGGGGCAGCUGGGCUCUGUCGCAAGCAUGUUUUGGGUGGAGAGUUUGGGAAAGCAGGGCACUCACCUGCCAUUGGGAAUGCUCUCAUUAACCUUGGCAGCCUCGGUGCUUCCCCUGCCAAACUCAACAGAAGCCCUUGGGAAUAACAAGACUGACACACCCCAAGCUUAAACUUGGACAAGCUUUUUAAUACCCAGAUGAAGAGAUUAGAGGAAUGACCUACUUGUUUAUAUGUGGCAGAUCUGUGAAAUGUGCAGAAGGCUUUCUCAUUAGAGGAGGUCUGCAGGGUGGAGUUGCCCCACCAGCGCCAGAGCUGCAGCCAAGCAGCAGAUUAGAUGGUGCCUCCAAGGAGCUGGGCUCUUUCAUGGUUUUUUUUUUUGGAAAUUCCCCAUGCCACCCCUAAUUCCUGGAUGAAAUUCUUGCUGUUGUGAGGCAGGAGUGGCUAAUCCCAGCCUCUAAAGCCACCAGAGGUUUCCAAGGGUUUCAGGCUCAUCUGCACAGCCAGUGCAGCCUUGUGCAGUGGGCCUGGGAUGUGCAGGUCCAUCUGUGGCACGCUGUGCCCUGCAAGGCCAAGUAGGUUUUGUGAGUGCCAAGGCAUGCCAUGGUGUAAUCUGGGAUCCACCACUCCCACAUCCUGAUCUUCCAUACUGGCAUUAGUUAAAAGCCUUUUGGGCACGUGCAGCAUCCUCUCUUUUCUUCAGUAGCUUCCAUGUGCCCUGACUGAUGCCCAAGAUGCUCAGUUUCUGAAUGACUGAAUUCCUGCCUGGCACAUGGCUCUUCGGGAGAUUGCAAAAUGCAAACUGGCACAAAAGCAGUUUCCUUAAGAGAAGAUGUUGUUUUCUGCUGGCAGAAAGUACAAAGACCUCAGGAACAUUACUGCUACCCAGGGACUUACCCUGAUCUGGAUUUUGAGGACUUCCUGAGAUGGGAUCUGCUGAAGGAGCCAGAACAUGGGUUAUAAUUUGAUAAAUACAAUAGCUUGGGUGUUCUGUGUGAUGAUCAACCUCUCCCACAGCAUGCCAGGCUGGGAGGUGCAGGAAAAAGCCUUCUGUGGUUCAGGUGAUGGAAGAAGGGCACCCAGCUUGUCCUCUGAGAGCCUUGAGUACCCAGAGCCUCUGUGAUGAGUGGUGCUAUGAGUUUGACUUCCUGCACAUUCACCAUUUGCUGGGGUGCUCCAAAGUGCCGCUGCAGCGACUCCAACAGCUCAUGGUCUUGUGACUUUAGGGAGGAUGGACACGUGGAGCUGGGAGCUACCUGGAGGUGCAAGUGUUGAGCUUGGGGCGAAGGGGUCUACUGAUUCACAGCAGCUUGGUGAGCUGAAACUUGUCCCUGGUGAAUGCAUUUCUCAUGCCAGAAUCACGGCUUUUAAUUUUUAAAAAUUUUCCUGCCUGGCUGGUGUGGAGGGGAAGAGGACAGUGCCAUGGAUCCUGCAGCUCCUGUGCCGACCUGCCAGCAGUGGGCAAGAAUGGAGGUUCACAAGGCAAGGAAGGUCCAGGUUCCUCUCAGGGGCUUCCCACCUCUCCAAAAGCCACAGGGGAUGAUGCUGGGGGGCUGCCAGUACCUCUUCCUUCAUGGGAGGCCUCUCCUAAGCAGGGGGGGUCUGCUGUGCUUGCCAAAGCGUUGGAGGCAGAGGCACCACGUGGGGAAGUGUGAGAGCACAGCCAUACCUCAGCCAGAAUUGCUGUGGGAGUGAACUACAGGUGUUCAGCACAGAGCACUUAUGCCAGUCCCUCCCCUUUACACUUCCCUUCUUGCCAGCAGUUAUGGGAUGGACCCAAGCCUUGACAGGGCUUCUCAUGUCUUGGAAAUUCUGGCUUCAUCUUCCCCGUGAGCAUCAUCUGGUUGUGCCACCUGACUGGCUCACGGGCAGUGUUCUGACUACAGAAUUUUUAAUUGAGAGAUGGGACAUGAGACUGCUGAUUUCUGGUGCUCUGUGGCCCUCACGUCAGUCAGGAAUGCUGGGAGAUGAGGGCAGUGAGUUGGGCUUGAUUUCUGGGCAAUAUGGGAAAGUAACUCUUUUUGUGCCCUAAAGCCAUGCUCUGGGCUUAUGGAAGCACACCUACCUGUGUGCCAGCAGGCUGUGUCUGUUUGGUGCUCAGCCUCCUACAGGGACAUCCAUGCCCCCCUCCUUUUUACAGCCCCCCUGUUUAUUCAGCAUUCCUGGCCACCUUCCCUGACAUGUGCUCACCACCAUCCAUGAUCCUCUCUUUCCCAACUCAUCCCAAAGCCAGUAACCCCUUCAGCUUCCAUGCAAUUUUGCCCCCUCAGUUUCUUCCCCCAGCCUCAUGUUAGCAGCUUUCACAGAAAAAAACAGCUGGGAAGGGAGGAAAGGCUUUUCUGUCAGCAGGUAUGAGGGGAAAGCUCUGCCUGCCAGGGGCUUGCACGGCACAUGGCAUGGCCAGCCUCCCACCUCCUGUCUGGGCUGGGCACCAGGGAGCAUCCCUGAUGAGAGCAGGCAGUUCCUCUGUCCUCUGGGUACAGUAGCUGCUUGUUGCUCACAGAGAAUGAAAACAUAUUAAAGUACAAAACUGCUGCACUAGUCAUUUUCCAAUUCCCCACUUGGAGAACUGGCUUCCCAGGAAAAUAGGUCACUUACAUAAAAAGCACCUUAUUAUCACACCACAGCAGUGAAGGAAAGAGAUGGCUCAAGAGACACUUUCAUUUCGAGCCCCUGUUCCUGGGUACUUAGAUAUUUCUGGAAAAUUGACCCUUUGGGCUGCAAUUUCUCAUGCUCCUUUUCAGCCCAGAAGGUGAAUUUCAGGACCUCAUUCCCUCCACUGAGACAGAUGAAGUUAGGGAGGGAAAUGUGUUACGUCUUAACCCCUGGGAGAGCUGUGCAUCCAAA
Molecule: messenger RNA, 5413 nt
Organism: Passer domesticus (house sparrow)
Lineage: Eukaryota; Metazoa; Chordata; Aves; Passeriformes; Passeridae
Exons: 6
Coding region: 506-1495 (329 amino acids)
Source: RefSeq, a predicted model, not a curated record